Closterium sp. NIES-65 is the source of this 1785-nucleotide messenger RNA. The record is from the annotation of a GenBank genome assembly. NCBI's taxonomy places the organism in Eukaryota, Viridiplantae, Streptophyta, Zygnematophyceae, Desmidiales, Closteriaceae.
AUGGGUGUGGCGGUGGGUCACGGGGAUCUGGAGAGCAUUCGUUGCAUCAUCAUGGCGGACGAGGUGCUUCUGUUGAACGUUACAGACCCUGCUGCUGUGCAGCAGGUAGGCGCUGCGCGUUGCAGCGCCGGUUACUGCUGGGCGGGCGUGCCCACUCAACUCUCUCCCCUCUCGCUUCUUCUGAGGCGCCUCAAAAAUUGUCUGCAGCGGCGGUUACUGCUGGGCGUUUUUGAGACGUCUCAAAAACACCCUCAAAAAUCGUCUGCAGCGGCGGUUACUGCUGGGCGGGCGUGCCCACUCAACUCUCUCCCCUCUCGCUUCUUCUUCGCAAUUAUGUCAUCAUGUCAUCAUCAAGCACCCCUCCUGUGCCUCUCCACCCCUUCUCCCCCUUCCCCGCAGUUCAAGCAAGCACUGCAGCGGCGGCUGCUGCUGGGCAUGGCUGCCCCCUCUGACUUCAGAGUGCUGUGGGGAACGGAGAGACCAGGAGAGAAUGGCUUCACACUGGAUGCUCCAAACGCCAGCAUUCAGAGACGCGAGAUCAGCAGUGAGGACAUGUUCAGCGGAUCGGGCAGCACAGCAGAGGAGGACGACUUGCCCUUCGAGUUUAAGGCUCUUGAGCUUGCCCUCGAGCUUUCCUGCUCGGGCCUCGAUCGACAGGCGCAGGAGCUAGCACAGGAAGCGUAUCCGCUAUUGGAGCGUCUUGCGUUUCAGAUCAGUACAACCAACCUGGAGCUCGUGCGGCGCAUCAAGAGCAGCCUGCUGGGCCUCACCCGUUUCCCCUCCCUCCUGCCCUCCCCUCUGGAGCACUUGCGGCGAAUCAAGCGCAUCCUGCUGGGCCUCACCCGCCGCGUGCAAAAGGUACCAUCCCCCGCCCUCUCCCCUGCCUUGGGGCAAAGGGUUUUUUUCCACCCACAAAUGGGUGUGCGCAAAAGGUAUUGCUUUGCUCACCCUCCUGCUGCCCUCUCCCCUCUCGAGUUGGUGCGGCGAAUCAAGAGCAUUCUGCUGGGCCUCACUCGCCGCGUGCAGAAGGUAACACCUCCCGCUCUCCCCAACGCACGCCUCAAAAAAGGUGUGGCUGACCGCCCUCCUUCCCUCCCCUCUCGAGUUGGUGCUCUGCAUCUUUCGCCGUCAGCGCCUGCUGGGCCUCUCUCGUCGCGUGCAGAAGGUAUCACCUUUCGCCCCCUCCCGCCCCUCUCUAUGCCACAUUCACGCGUGCAGAAUGUGUCAUCCCCCACCCUCUCCACCUUCCCGUCCCCUUUUGAGGCGCCUCAAAAUUCAAGGUAUUGUUUUCGCACUCUCUCGCACUCCUCCUGCCUGUGCGCAUGCGAAUUACCCUUUGUUACCUCCACCCCUGUCAUCCCUCCCUGCCCUGCCACUCACUGCUGGCCCCACCUACCCCACCUAGGCAAGGUGAGGGACGAGAUAGAGCAGCUGAUGGACGACGAUGGUGACACGGCAGAGAUGUGCCUCACUCAGAAGCCCAUUGUCACCCCUUCUCACCCCUUCGCACCCCUUCUCACACCUUCGCACCCCUUCUCACCCCCUGUCACCCCUGUUACUACCACCUAUCUGUGGCCACCCCCUGUGAGGGACGAGAAAGAGCAACUGAUGAACGACGAUGGAGACAUGGCGGAGAUGUACCUCACCCAGAAGCGCAUUGUGAGGGACGAGAUAGAGCAACUGAUGGACGACGAUGGGGACAUGGCGGAGAUGUACCUCACCCAGAAGCGCCUGCUGGCAGAGGAGCGCAGUGAGAGCGAGCGAUUAGGGGGGGCACCGGGAUGA